AUGUAUUCCACGGCCACAAAGUCUCCACCACCAACAGCACCGCCAAUGUAUGGCCAGCCAACAACUGGCUUUCCGGUGAAGUCCGCCAACUACUACCCUAAUGACAACUUCCAAGGACCACCUCAAGUUCUUCCCAGUACUCCUGCCCAGUGGUCGACCGGUCUCUGUGACUGUUUCUCCGAUGUCCCAAACUGUUGUUUAACAUGUUGGUGUCCAUGCAUUAGUUUUGGACAAAUUGCAGAGAUUGCUGAUAAAGGAUCAUCCUCUUGUGGUGUAAGUGGAGCAUUAUAUGCUCUGAUACAAAUUCUCACUGGUUGUGGAUGCAUUUACUCUUGCGUCUACCGUUCCAAGCUGAGGCGACAGUACAUGUUGCCCGAAAGCCCUUGCGGCGAUUUUCUAGUGCAUUGCUGCUGUGGACCAUGUGCCAUAUGCCAAGAGCACCGUGAGCUUCAAAACCGUGGAUUCGACAUGUCCCUUGGGUGGCAUGGAAAUAUGGAGAGACAGAAUGCUGGAGUGGCAAUGGCACCAGCAGUUCAAGGGGGAAUGUAUCGAUAA
Messenger RNA from Ilex paraguariensis (yerba mate), 555 nucleotides. The record is from the annotation of a GenBank genome assembly. Lineage: Eukaryota; Viridiplantae; Streptophyta; Magnoliopsida; Aquifoliales; Aquifoliaceae.